GUCACAAUCAACCGCACGAUUCGUGAUCUGAUCGCGUCAGUUUUUCAAUAGUUAUUUUUCAAAGUUGGAUGCCAUAAGUAUUCUGUUUUUAAAAAGAUUUCUAUAAGCAAAGAAAGUGAGCCUAUAGUAUUGUACGCAAGUUUAUGUAUUAAAUAGUAUAACCUAGAAACAAAUGUGUAGUCGAUUUCUAACCUCAACAUGGUUCGCUACAAGAACAGAUAUUUAACAGUUCAAGUGUCUCUUAAGAAUAAAGGUGAUCAAUCGCUGAAUUUAAAAACCAAUGCCUUACAUGAAGCUAUUCAUCGGAAGGUAUGGGAGAUGUACGGCGAUUUCGGAACUGCAGCGAUAAAAGCUGGCUUUUCUGCAAAGUAUUGCAACGCUCACACGAGAAUUGCACUGAUUAAAGUACGUCAUGGGCCACACAAUUUUUUGCUAAAAGCUGUUCCAAAAAUCAUUGAUGUUGGAGGUAAACAUGUUUCUGUAAAGAUUAUUUACGUUGGAGCCACCAUGAAACAUUGUUUUAUGUUUAUCAAGAAAUACCAGACUAGGAAGUUGGAGUCAAUGUGGAGGAAAAUGGAGAGCGCAAAAGAGAGAAAAGAUCUUGAGGAGGCAUUAAUGACCAUGACACCUGCUAUGAAGGAUUUUAUGUAAAAAAAUAAGAUGACUGUGAUACCAUAAUUAUAAGACAAGUAUAGCUGUUGGCUAAAAAUACGUUUUUUAGUAGCUCCAG
This is a messenger RNA of Copidosoma floridanum, 730 nucleotides long. It is a transcript of the gene Pop5, whose product is annotated as POP5 ribonuclease P/MRP subunit. Gene Ontology annotation, biological process: tRNA 5'-leader removal. NCBI's taxonomy places the organism in Eukaryota, Metazoa, Arthropoda, Insecta, Hymenoptera, Encyrtidae. Gene Ontology annotation, cellular component: ribonuclease P complex. Gene Ontology annotation, molecular function: ribonuclease P RNA binding. The record is from RefSeq and is a predicted model, not a curated record.